GAGAGGAGGAAGAGAGAUACAGCAGGAUCUCUGUAGGAUCAACCCAACUCCGGAGAACUGUUCACUACAGACUGCAAAGACAGAAAUGGCAGACGUUGCAACUGCUGCUGAAAAGAAGGCCCCCCCUAAAUUCAAGCAGAGGACUACCCGUACCUUCAAGAGCAAGGCCCCCAAGCCUGGCCAGAAGGGAUUCGGUGACGACAUCCCCGGCAUGGAGGGUCUCGGCACAGACAUCACAGUGGUCUGCCCAUGGGAAGCUUUCGGUGACAUGGAACUCAGUGACCUGGCGAAAUAUGGAAUUGUUUAGACGCCCUACCCCUCCUCCACCUUCCCUCGACCACCUCCUUCACUUCUCUUUCCUUCACUCCCCUUGACCACCCCCUUCACUUCUCUUUCCUUCACUCCCCUCGACCACCUCCUUCACUUCUCUUUCCUUCACUCCCCUUGACCACCCCCUUCACUUCUCUUUCCUUCACUCCCUCGACCACCUCCUUCACUUCUCUUUCCUUCACUCCCCUUGACCACCCCUUCACUUCUCUUUCCUUCACUCCCCUCAACCACCCCCUUCACUUCUCUUUCCUUCACUCCCCUCAACCACCCCCUUCACUUCUCUUUCCUUCACUCCCCUCUCUGGACCCUGUUUUGUUAUGCCAUCUUGUACAAGGCGCAUCCACUUUGACAUCAGCUCGGUGUUUAAGAGCCGGGCGUACUCGGGUGCACUACUGACCCUGAGAGCCGGGCGUACUCGGGAGCACUACCGACCC
Messenger RNA from Oncorhynchus nerka (sockeye salmon), 764 nucleotides. Its product is annotated as retinal cone rhodopsin-sensitive cGMP 3',5'-cyclic phosphodiesterase subunit gamma-like. Gene Ontology annotation, biological process: positive regulation of G protein-coupled receptor signaling pathway; visual perception; positive regulation of epidermal growth factor receptor signaling pathway. Gene Ontology annotation, cellular component: photoreceptor outer segment membrane. The transcript has 3 exons. NCBI's taxonomy places the organism in Eukaryota, Metazoa, Chordata, Actinopteri, Salmoniformes, Salmonidae. Gene Ontology annotation, molecular function: cGMP binding; 3',5'-cyclic-nucleotide phosphodiesterase activity. The record is from RefSeq and is a predicted model, not a curated record. The coding region runs from base 86 to 307 and encodes 73 amino acids.